AAAAGGAAAAGAAAAGUCGUUAGCAGAGUGCUGAGGGAGUUUGAAGUUUGAAGUUUGACGCAUGCAGUGUGACUCGCAAUGGCGACGACGUGUUUCAUGGUUCUCACAGUCACGGAUGCUACCCCUUGACGCCGUUUCUUACCAUCAUUCACUUCCCUACUCUGCCAAUUUUUUCCCUCUCUUGAUUCUUUCCUCUGAGAAUUUCUGACUUUGGAUUUUCUAGCCUCAUUGUUUUAGUUCUUCAGUUUUGAUUCACUGCCUUAGAUUCUGCCAUGGAUAACCAAGAUUAUAGAACAACUCACACUCAAGGAGACGAGACUCAUCAUGUAUGUCACAGAUGUGGGUGGCCUUUCCCGAAUCCACACCCGAGUUCCAAACACAGCCGUGCUCACAAGAAAAUUUGUGGAACCAUUCAAGGUUUCAAAUUGUUAAUUUCAGAGUCAGAGACCCAAACUCAUUCUAACGCUUCAGAUGAUGAUGAUGAUCGCAACACAAACACACAAGGUUUAAAUGCCUUGGAUACUAGUAAAAUUGAUAAAGGUUGUGAUGGAUCUGGGGGAAGUUUAAUUAGAUCAGGUGAUGAGGUGUUUUUAGAUGCAAUUGCAAACUUCUCAGAUGGUGGUUUGGACUCAACUUCUGAUGUGGUGAUAAUCAAUACAGAAUAUCCAGAAAUUUCAGGGAGUUCUGAGAACAAUUCUGAAGUUGCGAAUGAUGAGAUUGAGAUUGACUCAGACGAAGACAUGGUUGAGAUUGUGGUAGCUUUUGAUAACACUUCAGUUGAAACAUGUAAGGGAGUUCCUGAAUUAGCAGCUAGUGAUCUGGUUAAUCUGAAGGAUAAGAACUGUGCUGAGUUUAUUUCUGUUAUUCCACAAGAUGAACUUCCUCUUGAAGUAAAUUCUACUGUAAGCACUUUCACAAACGGUAUUCAGGUAGAGUCUACGCAAAUUAUACAAUUUGCUACUUCUGGUGAUGUCAAGAUGUUGCAGCUGGAAAGGGGAGAAGGAAAUAUGAAUAUGUUUACACGUUCUUCUUGUGAUGAUGGAUCUGAAAUGUCUCAUCCUCAAAAUGAGUAUGAUGAUGUUAAAGAUCAUGAAGCAGAGUUAUUACAAAACUCUUUGAGCCUACGUUCAUCGGAAGCAUUAAAACAAAAGCGAGAUGGUUUGAAGGGUUCUGUUUCUGAAGAAAGUCAAUCGAGUGAAAAAGGAGAGAUUCUUUCUUCAGCUGUGCAAGUUUUGGACGGUAGCAUGAAGGGGAAGAACAAUUGUAAGCUUUGGGAAGAAGAAAUGCGUGCUGAAAAGAGCAUUGAAGAACAAGAACCUGAUGCUGAAACUAGAGCGUCUAUGAGUGCUAUGAAAACUGAGAUGAAUGAGAGCUAUAUCAUUCACUAUCGUGAGGAAGAAGAAUCUGAUGCUGCUCGUAGAAAUUUACAACAGAUAAAUUUACCAAACAGCAGUUUCAUUGCCGUAUCAAAAGAGAAGAAUCCCAGUUGUGCAUCCUUUGUUGGUUCAACUAAUGAAACACCUGGUCCAAUUAGCACAGUUAAUGUAAGUCAUCAUGAGAAAAACAUGAAGAACAUGAAUGAAGUAGCUGUGGAUGGCAAGUGCACAGGAGCUAAUGUUGAAAAUGAUAACGGAAUAAUCAGGAUCAAAACUCUUCAAAGCAGUGAACUGCAUUUCGAAGCUGAGUCAACAAGUGGUGGAAUAUAUUGGAGUGAUGAUGCUUUUGAAAUGGGUAGAAUUGAAAAAUGUGACAUAACUGAUGGUCAAUGUAUGGAAAGGCCCCUUGUGAAAGACAUCAAAGAUGAUGAAAUCAAUAGUGGUGGCAGGGGAACUAUAGAAUGUGAAAGGUAUAUUGGUUCUUCAGUUGAUGAUUCAUGCCAAGCACAAGAUGAAGAAUUAUUACUGAACGCUACAGAACACCUUGAUCAAACAGUUGCCUCCACACAAUCUGAUAUUGUAAAAGCUGUUAUUGAUGCCGAAGAUUUACCAUCAACAGAAGUAGGGAGAUCCAACUCAAAGGCUGCAUUGGAGAGACAUCACUGUGAAAAUCCAGAAAUGUUUGAGCCGCCAUCUUUCAUGACAUUGGUUGAACCUGGACAUAGGGUUGGUCCAGAAGCUCCUGCAUCUGAAGUCCAACAACUUCCCAGUUGUACCUCUUUGCAAGCUGGUUGGUUUCCCACUAUAACUACGGUUACUAAUGAGUCUCGAGGGAGAAAAAGGAAUGAAGAAACAAUAGCCAAGAUAACAAACGGAAGCACCAGUAAGCUGCUGAAACCUCUCAAGAGUCUAUCAAGUGAAGCUUCCCAUGACAAGAAACCCAAGUCUCCGAAAUUGGAAGAAACUUCAGUGAAUCAGAAUAAAAGUGAAGUUCGAGGAAAUAAUGGUUCUGGUUCUGGUCUUAAAUCACCUGCCACUCAAGCUGUGGAAGGAGAAGGUGUAAAAGAGUGGAGCUCCCCAGGACGAAACCCUGCAGGCAAUAAGACACAAAGUAAGAAAGUAAAGAGCAGACCAUAUUGGUUACAAUUUGUAUGCUGCUCUUCUGACACUGCUUCUCAGCGAAGAGGGUAGAAGAUUGCUAGCUAAGUUGUGGUGAUAAUACCUCGUUGCUCUUCCCUCUACACUGCUUCUUGACGUGCUGUUUUGCUAUUAUCUUUUCUUAGUUAAUCUGCCAUGGACUUAGGAAUACAUAUUUCAUCAUUUGUUUUAUCUUGGUCUUUUGUUAAUCCUACACCCUCUUUUGAUACGGACACAAAAGCUUUGUUCACUCUUCUGUGUUUAGAGAUUAGACCGUUCAACCCCCGUCCUCACCUUUGUAGCAAGUAGAUUCAUGAGCUGUUAUUGCCCAUGAAUCCGCUAAACAACUUUUAUUUCAAGGGAAACCCCAUGAAUCAAGCAGACCUAAUGUCCAAAACAUGAUUUUUGGGAAGCAAAUGAUCUCAAGGUUGGAUAAACUCAGGCUUGCUCGGUAUGAGUUUAGGUAGUCAAAUAGAUUUCCUUGAAGAUUGGUUUGCAUGUGCUAGCUAAAUGUAGAUUCAGUGAAAAUAGACAAAAAAAAUCAGGGCAUUGGCACUUUUUCUUAGUACAUUGAGGAGACAGCCAAGCAGCUGGUGAUGGUUCUUUGAACCUUCAACUAGCCAAAGAUCAAGGAAUUCUGUUGGGUAUUAAUUAGAAGUUGAUCCUAGCAUGCUGUGAAUAUCCAGCUGUAAAGCAAGAAGACAAAUUAAUGGAUAGACUUCCUCAAGACACACACUAACUUAUUACGUUUGAUGAUGUGCCUUGUCUCACACUAAAAGAAAUGCAAUAAGAUAACUCAUGUCUUAGCUAUUCUAGACUUCUAGCAAAGUAAUAUAGUUAGUGUGUCUUGAGGAAGUCUAUCCAUUAAUGUGUUGUGGAUAUUCUACCAGUUACUAGUUUGGUGAAUUGCCACUUUUAACAUUUAAAAAAAAGUCGGACAAUUGAGAUUAGGUUUUUGGUGAAGGUUCAAAGAUAGUUACUAGGUUAAUGUCAUCAAAGUUACUUUCUCUUAUUGAAACUUGCAUUUUUUUAUGAACAGGAAGUUUAUGUGGCUCUUGUCGCAUCAUUUCCAUUUAACUCA
Molecule: messenger RNA, 3594 nt
Organism: Lotus japonicus
Lineage: Eukaryota; Viridiplantae; Streptophyta; Magnoliopsida; Fabales; Fabaceae
Exons: 5
Coding region: 273-2567 (764 amino acids)
Source: RefSeq, a predicted model, not a curated record